CCCCCCGUUGCCCCUGCCCGCGCCCUCCCGAGCUGCUCGGCGCCCGGCGUCCCGCGCCCGCCAGCACUGCUCCUGCUCCCCACGCCCGGGCCAGAGGCCGAGGAAGGCGGGCGAAGUGAGGGGGCGCGGCGUGGAGAAGCCGCCGGGGCCGGCAGCGGCAGCGAGCGCCUAGUACCGAGCGCCAGGGACAGCCGGAGUUUGCGGAGCGCUGCCACUGGGGGCGGACGGCAGAGCCCUCUCCGCGCGAUGCCGGGCCGCCGAGUGUGAGCCAAGCCCGGAGGGCCCCGAACCACCUACGCCCCCCUCCCCUCUCCCAAUCCCCCAUCUUUCGGGGGCGCCCAAAACCCCUUUCCUGAGGUUGGCGGCAGCCCCUGAAGACGCCCAUCGCGCACCGCUCCUUCCCCGCCGCCGCCACCAACCCCGAGGAGGGAUGACCCUCUCCGGCGGCGGCAGCGCCAGCGACAUGUCCGGCCAGACGGUGCUGACGGCCGAGGACGUGGACAUCGAUGUGGUGGGCGAGGGCGAUGACGGGCUGGAGGAGAAGGACAGCGACGCGGGCUGCGAUAGCCCCGCGGGGCCGCCCGAGCUGCGCCUGGACGAGGCGGACGAGGUGACGCUGGCGGCCCCCCACCAUGGGCAGCCUCAGCCGCCGCACCAGCAGCCCCUGGCACUGCCCAAGGAGGCCGCUGGAGCCGGGGCCGGGCCAGGGGGCGAGGCGGGCGCGUCCGAGGCCGACGGCUGCAAGGGCGGCGUUGGCGGCGAGGAGAGUGGCGGGAGCGGUGGCGGGCCUGGCUCGGGCAGCGGUGCGGCGGGAGGCCUGGCUCCGAACAAGCCCAAGAACAGCCUGGUGAAGCCGCCCUACUCGUACAUCGCGCUCAUCACUAUGGCUAUCCUGCAGAGCCCGCAGAAGAAGCUGACCCUGAGUGGCAUCUGCGAGUUCAUCAGCAACCGCUUCCCCUACUACCGGGAGAAGUUCCCCGCCUGGCAGAACAGCAUCCGCCACAAUCUCUCGCUCAACGACUGCUUCGUCAAGAUCCCCCGUGAACCGGGCAACCCGGGCAAGGGCAACUACUGGACCCUGGACCCGCAGUCCGAGGACAUGUUCGACAACGGCAGCUUCCUGCGGCGCCGGAAACGCUUCAAGCGCCACCAGCAGGAGCACCUGCGUGAGCAGACGGCGCUCAUGAUGCAGAGCUUCGGCGCCUACAGCCUGGCGGCGGCGGCCGGCGCCGCGGGGCCCUACGGCCGCCCCUACGGUCUGCACCCUGCGGCCGCGGCCGGCGCGUACUCGCACCCUGCUGCCGCGGCAGCCGCGGCGGCGGCCGCGGCGCUCCAGUACCCGUACGCUCUGCCGCCGGUGGCACCCGUGCUGCCGCCCGCCGUGCCGCUGCUGCCCUCGGGCGAGUUGGGCCGCAAAGCGGCCGCCUUCGGCUCGCAGCUCGGCCCGGGCCUGCAGCUGCAGCUCAACAGCUUGGGCGCCGCCGCGGCCGCCGCGGGCACGGCGGGCGCCGCGGGCACCACGGCGUCGCUCAUUAAGUCCGAGCCGAGUGCGCGACCGUCGUUCAGCAUCGAGAACAUCAUCGGUGGGGGCCCCGCGGCGCCCGGGGGCUCGGCGGCGGGCGCUGGGGGCGCCGGGGUAACUGGGGGCACCGGGGGUAGCGGGGGCGGCGGGGCGGCGCAGUCCUUCCUGCGGCCGCCCGGGACCGUGCAGUCGGCAGCGCUCAUGGCCACGCACCAGCCUCUCUCGCUGAGUCGGACGACGGCGACCAUCGCGCCCAUCCUGAGCGUGCCGCUCUCUGGACAGUUUCUGCAGCCUGCAGCCUCGGCCGCCGCCGCUGCCGCCGCCGCAGCGCAGGCCAAGUGGCCCGCUCAAUAGGGACGUGCCGGUGGCCGGGAUGCAGGGUCCGGCGGCGGCCUCGAGCGUCGGCUGCAUUUGCAAGCUGCGCGCCCCGCCCCGCUCCUGGCCCCCCUGCCCAAUCCUGGACUUUGCCUCUCUUCCAUUUCCUCCCUCCAACCCGUCGACACCGACCUUCGGCGGCCUCCACCCGGUCCUGCACACCUAGGCUGGCGGAGCAAACUCUCACCGCGCACCCGCGGGGAAUAGCUUUCCGUACAGGUAAAACCGAAAACCGAAUUUCCGAAAAUGUACCCCGACGGCGCCUGCUCUCAGUACCUUGGGGAUGGGAGGGAAAUUCUUUGUAUAUAUUUGUAUAAAAAUUAUUGACUUUCCU
This is a messenger RNA of Balaenoptera ricei (Rice's whale), 2231 nucleotides long. RefSeq names its product forkhead box D3 (gene FOXD3). Bases 431 to 1876 code for a protein of 481 amino acids. The transcript has a single exon. The record is from RefSeq and is a predicted model, not a curated record. Gene Ontology annotation, biological process: anatomical structure morphogenesis; regulation of transcription by RNA polymerase II; cell differentiation. Gene Ontology annotation, molecular function: RNA polymerase II cis-regulatory region sequence-specific DNA binding; DNA-binding transcription factor activity, RNA polymerase II-specific. Lineage: Eukaryota; Metazoa; Chordata; Mammalia; Artiodactyla; Balaenopteridae.